UACCCAAAAUCCAGAGUUGGAUUCGAAUUCUUGGAUCCCCAAAUCCAAUUCCACCGGAAUUCUGCCGCGGAUACGAAAAUUACAAAUUCAAAUAAGAAAGGGCUAAAAGGUCUUUCCACCUUGGAACGCAGACAAUAACAGAAAGGGCAGUGGAAGUUUCAGAGCAACUCACGAUUCACGACUCUUCCUCUUCCUCGCUCCGGCCCUCUUUCUCUCAGACCUCGAACUGCUCUCACAGCUUCUGCAACUCAGAUUUUCAGGGUUUAGAACACUAAUCAAGGGUCAUUCUUGUUGAGGUAAUAGAAGAUUUCUUCAUAUUUUUUGGCAUACAAAAGGUACUCAUUUCCCCCCAAUUUUUUGGUCUUUUGGUUUCCCAUUUCAAUGUAUGUUCUUGUGAGUUUUGAGAUGACAAGACCUGUAAUUCCAAAAAUGAUUCUUUGAUUCUGGAGCCUAGAAUCAAAAGAUUAUGGUUUUUGCUUUCCAAAUGCUAUUCUAAAAUUCUUGAAUUUGACCUACAAUCCAAAUUCCUGAACUGUGCCAGAUUUGUAAUUCUCAGAAUUAGAAUCCGAACCAAGCAUUGUUUGUGUUGGCUAGCUGAUAAUCUCCUCCAAAUGCUUGUACAAUCAUAACAUCGUUAGGCUGUGAAUUUGUAGUCAACCAUUGAAAUGGAUGUUCAUGAAAACACUCAACACCAAAACCCGCCGCAUACCCUUCAAAAUCACCCAUUGAUCUUGAAAUUCAAACUAUUUACAUUUUGGGUGUCAACUGUUUUGAUUCUCCUUCUUGCCAUCUCCUUGAGCUUCACCAAAACUAGUUAUUUCAAGCUCCAAUAUUUGAAAUCAAGCCUUUCAUCUCACCCUCAGAACCUCACCCUCAUAAAUGGAGUUCUAGGGUUUCUUUUCUCAACCGAUAGAGGUAGAGCAAUCCCAACAGUUGAACCCAAUUCCAUGUCUCCAUAUUGUGUUCUAUGGAUGGCACCUUUCCUUUCUGGAGGAGGGUAUAGUUCAGAAGUUUGGGCUUAUUUGAUGGCUCUGCAUGAAAACAUGAGAAACCCUAGAUUUAAGUUAGCUAUUGAUCAACAUGGGGAUCUAGAAAGCCUGGAGUUCUGGGAAGGUUUGCCUAAAGGGAGCAAAGAUUUGGCUUUUAAACUUUACAGUACAGAAUGCAAGAUGAAUGAGACUAUUGUGAUUUGUCACAGUGAACCAGGGGCUUGGUACCCCCCUUUAUUUGAGACCUUGCCUUGUCCUCCCACUGGUUAUGAGGAGCCCUUAUUCGUCAUCGGUCGGACCAUGUUUGAGACUGACAGAGUCAACCCUGGUCAUGUGAAGAGGUGUAACAGAAUGGAUUCUGUUUGGGUUCCUACUGAAUUCCAUGUUUCUACAUUUAUUCAAAGUGGGAUUGAAUCAUCCAAGGUCCUAAAGAUUGUUCAACCCGUGGAUGUGAAGUUCUUUGAUCCGUCAAAGUAUAAGCCAUUGUCUUUUGCCUCUAUGGAAAAAUUGAUUUUAGGCUCAGUCACUAGGAUCUCAAAUCCUCAUAGGAUCUCAAAUCCUCAGAAGAAUAGAAACUUUGUUUUUUUAAGCAUUUUCAAGUGGGAGUAUAGGAAAGGGUGGGAUUUGCUUUUGCGAUCAUACUUGAAAGAAUUCUCUGGGUUGGAUAAUGUAGCAUUAUAUCUUCUUACAAAUCCUUACCACUCUGAUAGAGACUUUGGGAAUAAGAUUACAGAUUUUGUAGAACAUUCUGAAAUUAAAAGGCCCAUUAAUGGGUGGCCGUUGGUUUACUUGAUUGACAACCACAUAGCUCAGAUGGAUCUUCCUAGAGUCUAUCGUGCAGCUGACGUAUUUGUUUUACCAUCAAGGGGAGAAGGAUGGGGUCGCCCCAUUGUGGAGGCCAUGGCAAUGUCUUUGGCUGUGAUUGCAACGAACUGGUCUGGUCCUACGGAGUAUCUAACAGAGGAAAAUAGUUAUCCAUUGCCUGUGGAUGAAAUGAGUGACGUAACAGAAGGGCCAUUCAAGGGUCAUCUUUGGGCUGAACCUUCAGUUGAUAAGCUUAGAUUUCUGAUGAGGCACGUGAUGAGUAAUCCUGAAGAAGGUAGAGAGAAAGGGAAGAAAGCUAGGGAGGACAUGAUGAGGCGAUUCUCUCCUGAGGUUGUUGCUGGCAUAGUUGUUGAUAAAAUAGAGAAGAUCUUAGCAAGAUAAACUAACUUUAGUGGGUUUUAGCUGCAGUUGAGGCAUUUGCAAAGAAAAUGUUAUUUUGAUUGGAGGUUUCUGACAAAGCCCAAGCACAGAUUGAAAAGAAGAAAAACAGUAAUCAGUCUUCAUUGCCAUUCAAAGGCCGAUGUCUUCAUUGGUCAUUUUCCCAUUAUGGCUUGAAAGAUCAAAAGCUCAAGAAAACUAUAAGUCGAAUUUUUUUAGACUGGUGGUUGUAUUGUAUUGCAUUGUAAAUCCUUGGAUUGGAAUACUAUGGUCUGAUAUAUUUCAAGACUUUUCAAUUUCAUAAGAGUAUGUUGAAUAUUAAAAGGGUUUGGAGGCCCUUGUGGCAUGCUGGUAUCAGAUUUCAGAUUACGCCAUCUCAUAGAUUAGCAAUCAUUCCAAGGAUUGUUAACCUCUUAAGAGAUCACCUGCUCAUACUCAUCAGAAACAUUGUUGGGUGUUCAAGAGUGUGAUUAAUGCCUGGCUCAACUGUCAUAGCCCCCUUAUUGAUUUGGAUGCAAGGUAAUGUGAAAUAAACCAACUACGGAAUGAUUUGAAAUCGGUGAUAUAAGUCACAUGGAGUAAUAAUUAUAAAAGUUUCUUCUUUAA
Macadamia integrifolia is the source of this 2798-nucleotide messenger RNA. RefSeq lists its product as uncharacterized. Bases 666 to 2195 code for a protein of 509 amino acids. The record is from RefSeq and is a predicted model, not a curated record. Lineage: Eukaryota; Viridiplantae; Streptophyta; Magnoliopsida; Proteales; Proteaceae. Gene Ontology annotation, molecular function: glycosyltransferase activity. The transcript has a single exon.